AUGUCUAUCAAUCCAAUCCAAGGGCAGGAUAGUGGCCCUGAUGGCCAGAAUGAUGUGGUUGACGAGAAACGUCUACACCCUUCGUCUAAAGAGGGCCGCUCAAGAUGGCGGUGGUGGCAGCCCAUGGAUGAGGAGGCCAGAUACUUGACCACUAUUAACUACAGCAGCGCAGAGCGAGAAAAACGCAUCUUCGAGCUUGUCGAUGACAAUGGCUUCAACUUCAAAGUGUUCUUCGUCGCCGCAUCAGGUUUUAUGGCCUCUUCUUACACGCUGUUCGCGACCAACGUCAUCGCCCCAGCUAUAGCCUUCGUAUACCCAUCCUGCACCUUGAACAAUCAGGCCAGCUCGGUGAUCGACAUUCUCACCCUCGUCGGCUCUAUAUGCGGCAUGCUCAUCAUGGGCCACCUAGCCGACCGCGGCGGACGCAAGAAACUAUACGGCCUUGAGCUUCUUUUCCUCAUUGUUUCGACCAUGGGUGUGACCCAGGCAAGCAACGGCGUCCUAUCGGAAAACAACAAACCUUCUAUGGAUAUAUAUGGAUGGCUGGCAUGGUGGCGGAUAGCUCUCGGAUUUGGGAUAGGUGCCGAGGCAACCGUGAUCGUGGCCGAGUGGGCAUCCACCAAGUCUAGGGGGCUGAUGCUUGCCUUGGUCAAGUCCAUGCAGUCGCUGGCCCGCCUCCUUGCCGUGGGAAUAGGCUUGUGGGCCCUCAAAGCCCUAAGAUUAAUGGAUGACGAAUGGGAAACAAACGGAGACAACUCGGUCAAUCCAAGCGCAAGCGACCAAGCCAAAUGGGUCAUUGAUAUGCUUUGGAGAUGUGUUAUUGGUGUUGCCAUGCUCCCCGCCUUUGUUGCCAUCAUUGCCCGUGUCACUAUUCCCGAAACCCCAAGGUACCAUGCAGACAUCCGGAAAGACCUCCGACAGGCAGUGAAGAACUCCCUGCGAGUCUACAAGGGUAAAAAGGUGAAGGAGACCAAUACACAUGCCGCUGAGCCUCCGCUCGACGACGACAGUGACCGGUGGUUCACGGGUGCAUGGGACUACCUCAAGAAGGACUCCCAUCUUGGCCUGCGGAACCUGUGUCUGAUCAGCCUUCUUUGGGGCCUUAUGGAUGUCGGCUUCUAUGGCCUCUCUUUGGAUAGCCCCAUGGUUCUCUCGAUUCUCAGGAACAAAUGGGUUGAGAAGGACGGCAGCGACAAUUGCACUACGGGGAACGCCUGGCCGUGGAAAGUGCCGACUUGGAGACCGAGAUUUGAGCCAGACUGGAACAUCUAUAAAGUUCUGGAACGCACUUCAGUUGAAUCAUUGGAGAUUGUAUCCGUCGCCUCCACGAUGGGGAGUAUCGCGGCCCUCUUAAUGGUCAACUAUUUCCGGAGAAAGAGGAUUCUCCUCGUCACAUUCCUCAUGUCGGCUGUCUUGUUCACAACAACAGGGGCCAUCUUGAUAUCGACUUACUGCCUCAAAGAUGAGCAGGGCCAUUGCCGAGAUAACGAGGGUUACCGAAAGGUGGUCAUCGUCUUCUAUGCCAUCACCCAGUUUGUCUACAACGCAGGGCCCAAUACCAUCAUCUUCGUCUUGGCAGCCGAGAUCUUUCCUACGGUCUACCGCGGCACAUUCUAUGGCAUCGCCGCAGCUACAGGAAAAGUGGGCGCCAUCAUCAUCCGUGGUAUCAUCUUGCACUUCGGUGACAGUCACCGAGUUCUGGCCAUUCGUCUGCUAGCUUUUGGGCCUUUGAUGCUUGUUGCGGCUUUCCUCUCUUGGUACCUUCCAGAUGUUCAAUAUCCUUCGGUUGCUAAGCCGAGGGAUGUCGAGGCAUCAAUGGGAUCUCGAGUUGACUCGACACUAAAUGACCCAGUUCGGGUAGAUGAGGCAGAAGCUGCUUGUCCCCCUCGUGCAUCGGAAAGUCUUGAAGAUAACAUGAUGCUGUCAGACAUAGAUUUGGACUCAGUUUACAGUUCCGAAUCUGGUCGAGUCAGUCGCCUUCUCAGUGAGAAGCCUGCCGGAUUCUUCAGUCGCUUAGAAAACUUGACUUUGGAGCAAGUUGCCCCAACUCCCCACCGGAAACGCAGGAAGGGCAGGCCUGGGACUGUUCAUGAGACACCAGCGAGUCACUCACCAACCGUUGCUUCAGCGACAGGGGCUCUGCCAGUUUCCCCAGGGGUGCUUGGUAACGAGGUGAACAGAAGAUAG
This is a messenger RNA of Fusarium vanettenii 77-13-4, 2187 nucleotides long. RefSeq lists its product as uncharacterized. Gene Ontology annotation, molecular function: transmembrane transporter activity. Bases 1 to 2187 code for a protein of 728 amino acids. The transcript is spliced from 3 exons. Gene Ontology annotation, cellular component: membrane. The record is from RefSeq and is a predicted model, not a curated record. Gene Ontology annotation, biological process: transmembrane transport. Lineage: Eukaryota; Fungi; Ascomycota; Sordariomycetes; Hypocreales; Nectriaceae.